UAGAUUAUCAAAUUAAAAUGAUGUAGAAUUUUAAAUAUUCUUAGGCAACAUUAGCAUACUCUCGUCCAAGCAAUCUUUCUUAUCAAAUGAUUCAUGCUUUCUGUAUACAUAGUCCCAGUACCGAGCAAACGAUGAUGAAAGGGUUUUUAUUAAGGAAACAUUAUGAAGAAAUUAUACUGUAUCUUGAAUUCUAGUUUUAGUUUCCUGUUAAAGGUCUAAGCCAAUCGCCAGCUAAUGUAUAUUUUAGUUUGCUCGUUAGCUCCGUAUCGGACGGUAGCAGUUCGACUUUAUGGGGAUAUAUCAAAUAGCUAUUCAGCAAAAGCAUAGAUAAGGCUUUGGGAGCGGCAUAAGUGCACCGAAAGAAAAGAAAACAACAAAUAUUUAAAUUUGAAGUUCAAGUUUCUCUGCUGAUUUCCUAUCAGCACUUGGCUUUGCGCGGAUGUUCUGGUUCGACAUGCUUGCGAAAUACUUCAUUUGCUAUCUGUUCUAAUGUUUGAAGUUUAACAAAUUUUGUGUUCCGAGUUUGGUUUUGUUACACUGAAGCCGGCACCCCAUUUCGACCCAUUUUGGCCCAUUUUGACUAUGGGGCCAUGCCUAUCUAUCGCACUUCGAUAAGCGGCGACUAUCAGCGGCCAGAUUAAGUGCUAGUUAUCAGCGCCUUUGGUAGUCCAAUCGAGUAUCCCCGUAGUCGUCAUGGGCAGUCGAGCGGCAGCGGACCUGGUUCCGGGCCCGAAUCCCAAUACUUCUUUUAUUCCAUAUCCAUUUCGGAUCAAUCGGACUCUGGAGGAGGUGAUCGCGGAGCAUGUUCCGGUGUACGAGUGGUCCUGGACGGAGACGGUGUUCCAGAGCUGGGAGACCAUGCUGCUGAUCAUGGCCACCUUUUGGUGCAUUUUUAUGGCGCGACUGGUGACCCACAAAUUGGGACUGUAUAGCUCACCCAAUCGCUGCUAUGGCGUGGAGUUUGCUCUGAUCAUCCUACCCUGCAUUCUCUUGGUAACGGUGGCCGUGGACUAUAGUUACUAUGUGGGAGUACUGAUGUUGCUGGUGACACUCUGGUUCCUGUUAAACAGCAACUUCAUGGAGCGAGCUCGUAGCCGCCAGAAGUUCGAUCUGGGCAAUCGUCCCAUUGCCCUGUCUGUGCUCCGUUCCGUCACGCACCUGCUCACCGCCAUUUGCAUUUUGGCCGUUGACUUUGAGAGCUUCUACAGGCCCUACCGGAAGAGCCGGCAGUUCGGAGCCAAGCUAAUGGACGUUGGGAUCGGACUCUUUGUCUUCACUAUGGGGAGUGUCUCGCGGAGAACAAGACAUUUCUCUGAUUUGCAGAGAAGCGUGGUAUAUUCCGCCCUGCCCUUGAUCCUGCUGGGACUGGCACGUACGGUGGCCAUCCUGGUGGUGGGAUAUGGUCAGGAUGAGCACGAAUAUGGCCAGCACUUGAAUGCCUUUUUCACGCUGGGCUUCACCAAGCUGUUGGGUGCGUUGGUCAGCAUUUUGGCUCGAAGGGAUCUGCAUCUGCUGCCGCUGGGAUUUGGUCUCUUGCUGCUUCACCAGUUCGGUCUCAGUGUCUUGGGCAUCUCCGACUAUGUGAUGGACGACGAAGUGUCCCGCUCGAAUUUAUUCAACGCGAAUCGUGAGGGUCUCGUCUCAUUGCCAGGUUUCGUGGCACUAUACCUUCUAUCCAUUUAUGUGAAUCGUUGGAUGGUGGCCAUCAGCCAAUUAAGUUACUCAGAGAUGGUAAAGAAGCUCAGGAGACUAUUUUUCAUCGCCCUGAUCCUUUGGAAUUUGUUUGGACUGAGUGCCUACGGCAUAGGGAUCUCGAGGGUGACCUGUAACUUCGGCUAUGUAAUGUGGAUGAUGGCCAUUGGUGCCAGUACCUUGUUGACCAGUUUUGGAGCCAUUGAUUUUGUGAUCAACAGCGUGAUGCCUUGGGUUCCCAAUGAGUCAGAGGUGGAUGAGCAGGAAAGGGGUCUGCUGACCGAUGAAACGGAAGCUAAAGGAAGGAUUAAGCCCAUCGUACCCUUCACCAUCAGUCAGGCCCUGAACCAAAAUGGAUUGACUUUCUUUUUGGUAGCCAAUCUCUUGACCGGUGGAGUAAACAUAUUCCUGAAGCCAGAGGAUCGCUCCGGCCUGGAAUCGGUGGUCAUCCUGCUCGUCUAUAUGUUUCUAGCCACCAAAUUGGUCCACGAGUUGCUGAAAAGGGGGAUUCGAUUAGCCUGAGGGUAUCGCUGUUCCUGAGUCCUGUGAUUUUUACUGAAUUUAUUUUCGAAUUUAUUUCGAAAAAGU
Molecule: messenger RNA, 2280 nt
Organism: Drosophila serrata
Lineage: Eukaryota; Metazoa; Arthropoda; Insecta; Diptera; Drosophilidae
Gene: PIG-Wb
Product: Phosphatidylinositol glycan anchor biosynthesis class W b
Biological process (GO): GPI anchor biosynthetic process; protein localization to plasma membrane
Cellular component (GO): membrane; endoplasmic reticulum
Molecular function (GO): glucosaminyl-phosphatidylinositol O-acyltransferase activity
Source: RefSeq, a predicted model, not a curated record